Messenger RNA from Bombus impatiens (common eastern bumble bee), 2823 nucleotides. It is a transcript of the gene Pcif1, whose product is annotated as mRNA (2'-O-methyladenosine-N(6)-)-methyltransferase. Lineage: Eukaryota; Metazoa; Arthropoda; Insecta; Hymenoptera; Apidae. The record is from RefSeq and is a predicted model, not a curated record. Gene Ontology annotation, cellular component: nucleus. The transcript is spliced from 6 exons. The coding region runs from base 348 to 2537 and encodes 729 amino acids. Gene Ontology annotation, molecular function: mRNA (2'-O-methyladenosine-N6-)-methyltransferase activity; RNA polymerase II C-terminal domain binding.
AUUUAAUUGAUUUAUGCGGUGAAAUAUAUACGUAAUUAUGUAUUUAUGUAAUGAAAUAAGCAAAUUAUUGGUUAAAUAUUCUCCGAAAACUUCAUAUCGUUUCGAUGUUUCGCUUAAUGCGAAGUAUUCUUUUUUUUUAACAUCUGCCAUUCUGCCAUUCAUUGUAAAGAAAGCUUUAACUUUGCUGUCGUUGAAAUUGGAAUUUCAGUUCAAGCAAAUGGUAUCUCACGGGUGGAGGUCGUUGCGUCAAAUCUCACAAAUCAUGAAUGAAUUCUAAGUUCUGUUGUAUAUUUUCUACAAAUUAGCAACAUUGUUGACACUAUAUUUACCACAACGUGCGUUGUACGAUGAAUGAAGUAAGUGGAGGAAAGCAAGACAUACCAAAUACUUCUUCUUGGGAAACUUUAUCUGGCCAGUCUGCAUCUUCAUUGUCUACUAUGCAUCAUCAUCAUCAGUCGUUACAACAAGAUGCAACUCCAACUGUUGCACAAGUUAUAGUUCCUACUCCUGUAAAACUUCAGACACCUAUCUUAAGCUCAGCACAAAAUAUAUCUGACCACUGUUCACAACUUGGUCAUAUGCAACAAUCAGGUCUAAUGUCGCAGGGUACACCACCAGGAACGUUCCCAGAACCUGAACUUUCACCUGAACUUCAACAACAAGGAUGGAAGAAGUUUUGGAGUAAAAGAGAAAAUCGUCCAUAUUUUUGGAAUAAAUUAACUGGAGAAUCAUUAUGGGUAAUACCACCAUUGAAACCUCAGUUUGACCCAAUUACGGAUCCACUUGGUAUAUGCGGUGUACCACCUGUUUCUGGAAAUGGAACUAUUCCCCCAGGAGGAACACUUAAACGCAGAGCUUCUGAAGAUAGUGUUGUUCCAGCUGCAAAGAAAUUUGUAUUAGCAGGACCAUGGGAUUUGGAAAUUCCAACAAAUGUUAUAAUAUACGAGAGAGCUCCAUCAAAUUUACCUCAUGUUCAUCCUGAAGCAGAAGCAUUACGGUGUAGUUUACUUGCAAAGUUGAGACAAUGCUAUCAAGAAUUGUGUCAUACUCGUGAAUCCAUAGAUGCUCCAAAAGAUUCUUUUAACAGAUGGCUAAUGGAAAGAAAAGUUAUAGACUGUGGUUCAGAUCCCCUUUUACCAAGUCAGUGUUUUCCUGAAAUUUCUAUGUCUAUGUAUCGUGAAAUUAUGAAUGAUAUCCCUAUUAAAUUAGUCCGGCCAAAAUUCACUGGUGAUGCAAGAAAACAGCUAUCGCGAUACGCAGAGGCUGCAAAAAAGAUGAUAGAAUCAAGAGCAGCUUCGUCAGAAAGUAGGAAAGUUGUAAAAUGGAAUGCAGAAGACACAUUUCAAUGGUUGAGACGAACAGUUGGUGCUACAUUUGACGAUUUUCAAGAUCGUCUUGCACACUUAAAACGACAAUGUCAGCCACACCUUACAGAGACUGUAAAAGCUAGUGUUGAGGGUAUUUGCCUGAAAAUUUAUCAUUUAUCAACAGAGUAUGCAAAAAAGGUUAAAGAUAAAAAUAAUCAAAUAUUAAAGGAUAAUGGUUUAGGAAAUGUUAUACCACUAGGAGGACCUGCUAGUGCACAAAGGAAAGUUUGGUGUUAUCCUGUGCAAUUUUCUCUUCCAACUCCACGACUUCCACAAGUGGAUUACCUUCCUGAACGUGAACAGACAAUGUUACGUUUUCAUGGUGAUACUGCGUGUAUUAAUAACAUGCAUCUUACUAAAUUAGAACACCUAUAUAGAUAUAAUUGCUUCGAUGAUAAAAAAUUCGAAAUGUUUUUACCUCGUGUUUGGUGUAUGUUGAAACGUUAUCAAACAUAUCUUGGAAUUAAUGAAGGACAAGCAACACAAAUGGCUCUGCCUGUCACAGUUUUUGAAUGUCUUCAACGAUCAUUCGGUGUAACAUUUGAAUGUUUUGCAUCCCCAUUAAAUUGUUACUUUAGACAAUAUUGUUCAGCAUUUGCUGAUACAGAUUCUUAUUUUGGAUCAAGAGGACCUUUCUUGGACUUCAGGCCUGUAAGCGGCUCGUUCCAAGCUAAUCCACCAUAUUGUGAAGAACUUAUGGAAGCUAUGGUUAAUCAUUUCGAACGUCUUUUGGCUGAUUCUACUGAACCUUUAUCUUUCGUAGUAUUCUUGCCUGAAUGGCGGGAUCCAGCACCUAAUGCUCUUAUCAAAUUGGAAAGUAGCCAUUUUAAGCGCAAACAAGUAGUGGUACCUGCAAUGGAACACGAAUAUAGACAUGGAUUUCAACACAUAUUACCAAAAGGGGAAGUUAAUAUUAGAGCAGCACAUGGAACAUUAGUUGUAUGGUUACAAAAUGCAGCUGGUACUGCUCGUUGGGGUCCUACUGAAGAAAGAGUCGAAGCAUUAUUAGAAGCAUGGCGUCCAGGAAGAGAAAGAGAACGAGAUAGACAAGAACUUUUGUCACCACCAAGACAAACACAUCAGCAAAUACCUUCUACGCCUAUCCCUGUUUUAACAACGCCGACAAAUCCAACAAUACCAUUACAAACAUUAUCCACGCAUCCUAUAUAAUUCUUAAACAAUAUUCGGAGAGUUGAAAAGAAAACUAAAAUAAGUCUUACAAUUUAAUUUUAAUUCUUUCUUAAAGAAAUCGGUCUUUUACAGAAUGUAUUUGGCAAUUACAUUUUAUGUAGCAAAAUUAACAUAAUAACAACACGAAACAUCGAUUUCUGCUAAUAUUGUUAUGCCUAUUAUGGUAACAUUCAUGAUAUAGUGAAUGUAAUCGUAAAAUCGGAGAUGCAAUAUAAUUUACGUGUUCAAGUAUUUAAAUAAGUGAAUUACUUGAAAACUUAUUAAA